AUGUCGACCAUCGAGCUCGUCAUCAACCCUAGGGGUAAACCGAUCAAGAAACUUCCAAAGGAGCUUACGGUUUCCACAAAAUCUCCGGCUAGCGAUGUCUAUAAUACUUUAGCUCAGAAAACGGGUUAUUCAAUUCAUCGAUUAAGGAUCACCAAGGGCUCAGAUGGCAGUGUGUUGCCCAAUGGAUCGGAGACUAUUGAGGGCAGUGGACUGCGAGCGCAGAGUGUCAUCUAUGUCAAAGACUUGGGCCCCCAGCUCGGCUGGCGAUUCGUCUACGUGAUUGAAUAUCUCGGUCCUCUCGUCUUUCCGCCUCUCUUCCUAUACGUCUUGCGUCCCUACUUGUACUUCAACUUCGAUCAAAUUCCGGAACCGUCAUCGCUUCAACAGCUUGUGUGUGCCCUACUAUUCGUCCAUUUCUUGAAACGUGAGAUCGAGACUAUUUUCAUCCACCGCUUCAGCCUUGCAACUAUGCCUGCCCGCAACAUCUUCAAGAACUGCGCCCACUAUUGGGCACUGGCCGGUGUCAACAUCGCAUACUGGGUUUUCCGUCCAGACGCUCCCACUGCAACCGAUGACCGGAAUCCAAUUCUUUACUACGGCGGAUUGUUCCUCUUUGUUUUCGGUGAAUUGGCAAACCUCAAUGCCCACUUGAUUCUACGAAACCUUCGACGACCUGGAACCACUGAACGCGGUAUUCCAAAGGGAUUCGGAUUUAGCCUCGUGACCUGCCCCAACUACAUGUUCGAGAUUAUUGCUUGGAUUGGUGUCUACCUUUUAACUGGUCUCAGCUGGAGUGUUCUGCUUUUCCUCGUGCUUGGUACCUUCCAAAUGUGGGACUGGGCUAAGAAGAAGGAGCGUCGUUAUCGCAAGGAAUUCGGCGACAAGUACAAGCGCAAGCGAUUCACCGUUCUUCCACCUCUUCUAUAA
Messenger RNA from Talaromyces marneffei, 927 nucleotides. RefSeq lists its product as uncharacterized. Gene Ontology annotation, biological process: very long-chain fatty acid biosynthetic process. The transcript has 3 exons. Gene Ontology annotation, molecular function: oxidoreductase activity, acting on the CH-CH group of donors. The record is from RefSeq and is a predicted model, not a curated record. NCBI's taxonomy places the organism in Eukaryota, Fungi, Ascomycota, Eurotiomycetes, Eurotiales, Trichocomaceae. Bases 1 to 927 code for a protein of 308 amino acids.